This is a messenger RNA of Blastomyces gilchristii SLH14081, 5146 nucleotides long. RefSeq names its product alcohol dehydrogenase. The transcript is spliced from 2 exons. Lineage: Eukaryota; Fungi; Ascomycota; Eurotiomycetes; Onygenales; Ajellomycetaceae. The record is from RefSeq and is a predicted model, not a curated record. Bases 2296 to 3372 code for a protein of 358 amino acids. Gene Ontology annotation, molecular function: oxidoreductase activity.
GUAUUAUUGAAUUGACCAUGGGUAGAAAUGGAGUUUGGAUGUACAUACUUGCUGCCGUUGCUAGAUGUUUAGCUUAUCCCGCUCUUCGCCAACAAGCAUACCCUGGAUUAGGGGCUCGUUAGCCAACGUACACAUGUUUCGGCAUUCUUCUCCACCAUCGGCCAUUACGGCUUUCAGCCAUAUAUUGAUACCCUCAUCGUGCGAAGAAGCGUCCCACUCGAUUACUACCAACAGUUAAUGGCUAUUCACACCCGAUGGUUGGAGGCGAUCUGCCAAACUCUACCUUCAUGGCCUGCUGCUUUGAAUUUAGCCGCGGUUUCACGCAGCGCUCGGGUUAUCGGAGGCUGUGGUUUCACAAACCCAUCGUCGAAAAUGAAGGCUAUCCUUAACGGUCUGGCGGGCGGCUUGGUGAGUUCCUCUCGCCAUGGAUGGGUAAUGCUCUUGGGUCGGUUUCCCACGGGCGAGAAGACACUACAGCUUUCAUGAACAUUUCGACGUUUUCCAGGGUAUAGCUGAUAGGGCCAGCUACUGGCGGUACGAUAUAAAUUUGCGUCAUCCUAAAAUUCAAGAUUGGUUAAAACACAAGCCGGAGAAUGUUCCUCGCUGAUAAAAAGGUAAGAAUACACACGAUGAUUUUUCCCAUGGAAUGCGUCCGACGCACGGGAGCAACCCGUACAGCCCUUGUAACGCAGCGGGAAUUCGAAUUGAACCCCCUAUAUCGGUCCCGACACCAAGGAUACUGCCCUGAGCCCCAACCAAAGCACCCUCACCCCCCGAGCUGCCCCCUGAGAUGAGGUGUUUAUUGAAGGCGUUGACGGAUUGACCGAAUACAUGGUUAUACGAAUCCGACAUCUAUCACGGCAGAUGUCAGGAUCACAUUGACACGAGUUUCUCAAUAAAGGAAAACCUACCAUAAGUGACUGUGGUAUAUUCGUUUUAACAUAGAGCACUGCUCCCAAAGAAAGCAGUAGUCUAACAACGCUCCCGGAUUUCUUUGCCGGUUUUCCGAUCAACCCAGCCCACCCUGGAUAGAUGUUUUAUGUCAGUACGUAACAUGAUAUAUACCUUCCACUCCACCCCUUGAACAUCGAGCAGAAUACAUAGGUGUGGUAUUUCAAAGGGAUGCCUUACCAACCGUGGUAUCUAUCCCCUCAAUAUCAAAGCCAUCCUUGAUCGAGAUCGGCAAUCCAUGCAACGGCCCAACGACAUUCCCCGUCCUCGCCAAAUACCCAUCAAGUUCCCUCGCUCGCUCCAAAGCACGUUCGAAAAACAUCUCUGUACAGCAGUUGAUCAACUGAUGCGCAAUGGCAGCCCGUUUACAGAAAGCUGUCGUCACCUCGAAGCUAGACAGCGAUCCAGUUGCUAUCUGGUGCAACAGUGAGACUGCAUCGGUGAUCUUCGUGAUUUGCAGCUCCUCGCUCGAGAGGAUGCCACACGAUUCGAUCACGUCUAUGGAAUUGACGAAAUCCUCGGCAAUAGACUGUAAUCGCCACGCGGGAGGGAUGGAUUCUGCUUGGCUACGGCGCUUCUCCCGAACGAUUUCUUUCCAAUGCACCAUGUUGACUAACUUGCAGGUUUUUAUCUUGGGGAAGAAUUGACGUAUAUAUAUCUAGGGGUUAUGCUUUCAUACUACAACACCGUACACGAUAAAAUUAAAAUGGAAAAAAAUAUGUAUAAACCUGCUGAAGUCGCCAAAGAUAAGAGGUAAAAGCCAAUAACGAAAGCAGACAGAUGGACAUUGGGGAAGAAGUAGAACUAUAAAUACCCGGACACUUUUAGCGCAUGAGAUGUGUACAAUAAAUAAACCUUGCUGCGGAACAGGUUAGAUUGCUCUAUAUGUUUCCGCUUGAAAGUCAAAAACGCUGAUGAAGCCAAUCAACUACAAAUAGCUUCUAAAAACUCAUGAACACAAAUAUUUAUCCUAUAUCCGCCAUGCAUUUGCUGUGAAUUCCCCAUAAAAUGAGUAUUGCCUCUGAUCUGAUAAGUCUCUACCGUUGUACUUGCCAGCUUCGGCUCUCGUUUCCCCGCGUUCGGCAUUGGCGUAUUUAGCCGUUAGCCCCGCCCUAAUCCAGCAAUAUGUUGACGUCGAUGGACGGAACGAUUGCCGAUGGCCGACGAUGAGUAUCUACGAUUCCGUACUCUCCAGACAUUCGACUGCUGAUUGCACUAUUAUUUCCUCAAUGUCAUAACCACUCGUGAACCGGGAGGAAAUACUUGGAUAGGGGGAUAGAAAAUUGAUUUUUAAAACUAAUGUCUAUAUCCAUUUCAAUUUAGCUAUAACAAAAAGGACUCAGGAUGGAGGUUCCCCAACCCUCACCUCAAACCAUCCUAGUUGCGCCAUCCAUUGCGGAGACCUUCGUCCGGACCCUCCUUGAAAAACACGCCGUCCCUCCCAAAAACGCCGCCAUAGUCGCCAAAUGCCUCGUCGAAGCCGAUCUACGCGGCGUCGACAGCCACGGCAUAAACCGCAUCCCUUCCUACCUAACCCGAAUCCGCCAGGGUGUUCUGGACCCCGCCGCCCUCCCCUCCGUGCAGCAGAUAACCCCAGUCGUCGCCCUAGUAGAUGGGCAUAACGGCUUUGGCUUCGUCGCUGCACACACCGCCAUGGACCAUGCCAUUGGCAUGGCGAAAGAGUACGGUAUUGGCAUGGUCUCUGUCAGGCACUCGAACCACUUUGGCAUGUCAGCCUCGUUUGUCCGGCAGGCAGUGGAUGCGGAGAUGAUGAGUCUGGUCUUUACGAAUUCGUCCCCAGCACUGCCUGCGUGGGGCGGCAGGGAGAAACUAAUGGGUGUCUCGCCGAUUGCAUGUGGGGCACCCGGCGGUAAAUCUGGGGUACCGUUCAUCCUUGACAUGGCCCCCUCGAUUGCUGCCAGAGGCAAAAUCUAUAAAGCCCAUAGGCGGGGAGAGCAGAUUCCGGAGGGCUGGGCGUUGGAUGGAAAUGGUGCGCCGACCACGGACCCUGCUGCAGCGUUGAAGGGGGUGAUGUUGCCGAUGGGUGGGCCGAAGGGAUCGGCACUAGCGAUAAUGAUGGAUGUGUUUUCUGGGGUUUUGUCCGGCUCGUCGUUUGCCGGACAUGUUACGGGCCCAUAUGAUCCGUCGAAAGAGGCUAAUGUGGGCCAUUUCAUUGUGGCUAUUAAACCUGACUUGUUUAUGGAUUUGGAGGAGUUCAAAGCGCGGAUGGAUUACUUGUACCAGAGGGUAGUUGGCGGGGAGAAGAUGGAAGGGGUCGAUAGGAUUUACUAUCCGGGUGAAAUUGAGCUGUUAACUGCGCAGAGGAGGGGGGAAGAGGGGAUCCCAUAUGUGCAUGCAGAAAUCGAAGCGUUGAAUUAUGAAGCGGAUGAGGCCGAAGUUGCUCAUUUAGAUAGGAUAUGAUGCGGGGAGCUGCGGGGUUUUGUUGGUACUAGAGCUUAACUACAUACCUCUCUGACAACUGUAAGAUUAAGUUGAGACUAAGAAAAGGCAGUGAGUGAUACAUCUCCUUUGGAAGUAACUGCAGCAGCAACAAGCCUCUCAGCAUCUUGGAUAUCAAAUUCAAACUGACCAUCAGUCAAACGUGCGAAAUAAGCACAAAAGAAGACGAGAAAGCAAGUUAUGAAAGAUAAAACAGCAACCAAGGAACGAAAGAAAGCUGCAGCCUCUAAAAAUACUAUUCCUUUUCCAUAAUUCAUAAUCCGUCCAAUGAAAUGAAAGAAGGACUGAACGCGCGAAUAUCACAACACGAAACGGAAUCAUGUAUAGACAAGCAUAGCCUAGGCGUCUAAUAAGGGAAAAAAGGACGAAAAAAGAAAAAAGAGGCAGCUGUUUUCUUAUUCACCAGUUCUCCGGUUGCAUCGCCCCGGGAUCUCCCCAUUCAGCCCCAUUCAGCCCCGGAAUCGGCUCCCCUUCUUCACUAGCCGCAUUCAGCAUCUCAUCCCCGGUCAUCCCCCACCCCAUGUUCUCGAGCUCUCGCACGAAGAAAUCUCGCUCUUCAUCCAUUAAUGUGUUCCCGUCUUCAAAUGCCAUUGUAUCUUUAUACUUGCGCAGGUGCCACCAGUGCGUGAGGCCGCGCAGCGUUUGCUCCAUGGGCAAUGACUCUUCAACCUCGGCAUCCACAUCACUUCCAGCCAGCCAGUCGUCGCGCAGCUCCGGACGGCAAUAUAGAUAAAUGGCCGUGAUGACGCGCAUGUGGCUCUGGCGCCAUUUCCGCCCGCAGUAAGGGACUUGCGACUUCACCAGCUUGAGCGUGUAAAGGCGAAGACGUGGAUCGGGAACUUUGAUCCCCUUCCGUAGGAUGUUGCUGGAUUUGUACUGGACGAGUAGCAGGCACCUGUGAGCUUUGUCCCGGGUGAUCUUUUGCAUUAUGUGCAAGAAGUUAAUCGACGAGAAGAAGUUUCGGAAGGAGUAGGUGGUGAUCGGCCCUGUGGGCGCGGGUGCACUGGGGUAACCUAACUCAUCGACUUCGGGGAGGGGUGGAGGGUGGUCGGGAGGAUUGGACUGCAACUUUUGUGGUGAUGCUGGGCGAGCGGAGCUGUUUGGUGCAGAUUGCUGGGGUCGGGCAUUGCGAGUAAUAGGGGGUGGGGCUGCAUCAUCCUCGCUAUCGGGUUCCUCCGGUUCGGGUGAGGUUGCAAUUUCCGGGGGUUGGUUAGAAUGGACGUGGCAGAAGUGGAAAAAGCUAAAUCAAAUUAGCAAUUAAGCUCAAUCACUGUUGUAGGUGCAGCUCUGGCAACAUACCUCAGAUCAUCUCGAUCAUUUCGCUGCGCAACAACCCUAUCGAUCUCCUGAUGGAUGAACAUUUUCAAUAUAAGAGGAAGAUAAUUUGAAUCGAGCAGUAAUUGUGUCAUGUAUUCGAAUUUUAGUAUAUCUGGGAAUUAUGUUAGCAAAAUAUCUGACUAAAGCCACAUCCAGAGCUGGAACUGGAACAUACGCGACCGCUUGAGCCAUUUCAGCAUGAUUAAAAGGCACCCUGAAAUAGCAGCGGAAGUUAUUUCUCGGUGUCUGAUGGCGUCGAGUUCUUCACUGCAUUGAUUGUCGUCUCCCCGUUCCAUAUCUUGGGAAGCUGAAUUCGGCGCAGCCAUAUCAUCGAACAAAGAAGCUUUUGCGGGCCUAAUAAGAACAUAGUGUUAGCUUUUCGGAUAUUCACUACUUUCUAUGGAACCAAGAGAUCUCA